Stereum hirsutum FP-91666 SS1 is the source of this 1287-nucleotide messenger RNA. RefSeq names its product NAD-P-binding protein. The record is from RefSeq and is a predicted model, not a curated record. Bases 1 to 1287 code for a protein of 428 amino acids. The transcript has 10 exons. Lineage: Eukaryota; Fungi; Basidiomycota; Agaricomycetes; Russulales; Stereaceae.
AUGAAUCGGGCGCGAAAUGGUUUCGUCUUGUCAUAUCCAACCCCCAGCGGGUCAUCUCCCAGUCACCAAAGAUUGCUCCUUGCGACUAUGGGAUGUCUGCAUAUUCUACAUUCGCCAUCGCACCUUGGAACGCCGAUCACCAAUGCCUUCCUCCUGAAGAAAGCGUCAGGCAAGGCCAAGGACGUCGUCAUUCUUACUCGCUCAUCGUCUAACAACCUGAAGACCAACCAGCUCGCCGCCAAAGGUGCAACCAUCAUCUCCGUCAACUACAACGCUCCCUCAGCCCUCUCCCAAGCGCUCUCCAACGUCGACGUCGUCAUCUCAACGCUGGGUCUCGAUGGUGUUUCCUCCGACUCUCAGCGCGCUCUCGCUGAAGCUUCCAAGGUUGAAGGUGUCAAGCUCUUCGUUCCCUCUGAAUACGGUGGCCCCACUACCGAUGGUCCACAACAGGAAUCGAUGGUUCAUAAAGUCGUGCUUCAGGAGAGGUUAAAGGAGAUUGAGUUGCCGUAUACCCUGAUCUUUAAUGGUCCUUUGAUGGAGAUUUGCAUAAGACCUAUCAUUGGUAUUGAUCUUGCUAACGGGAAGGGAAUCGCCGGCGGAGACGGCACGAUGCCUAUCUCAUGGACUGCAAUUUCGGACGUCGCAUCCUUCUUGGCUCAUGUCCUCACGAGCCUGCCGCCUUCCGAACUCGAAUGGCGCACCUUUCGCAUUGAAGGCGAACGAGCCUCGAUGAGCGAUAUCUACCAAGCUUACGAAAAUAAAACCGGCAAGAAAGUCGAGGUCACAUAUCGCUCAACACCCGAGCUUCAGGAGCAGGCUGAAAACCAAUCCCUACCCGCAAGACCGUGCGAGCUUUUGGCAACUUUUGUGGGCGCUGGGGAUGGUGAUACUGUCGUUAAUAUCAUCCUUUCUCGACGGUACUGGUUUUCAAGCGCGUUGUGGAUCAACCUGAUUGUAGGGAAAGUGGAAACCCUCCCGCAUGUCGCAUGGUGCAAUUCAGGCCCGCCGCCAUUUUUGUCGACGUACGAGGUAUUCGGGACCACGGACGAGAGUCAAACAUGGUGUGGUGCAACGCAGAGAAAGACACCGCCAGAACAACCUGAAAACCAUGAUGUUCAGAUCAUUCAAGUCGGCGGAGAUAGUCUUCCGUUCAGUGUGCUAGACAGCGAUGGGAGGCGAGACACGUCCGGAGGAAGCGGUGGUUCUCGUAGCGAAGAUGCUCAUAGCUGGGUACUGCACCGUGCUCGCGACCAUGUAUUUCAUGAGCAAUGCGGGUACGCGGCGUAG